AUGCAGGUCGACACGUCACGACUUAACAAGCGGAUAGGAAUCAAAACCACUGUGAUCUGCCCAGCAACAGAGAAGCAUGUGAAGAAAUACCUGCGCCAGGAGACCUUCCUCAUCAACGAAACUGAGGAUGAUUAUCGUUCCAUCACUCUUCCUCACAUAACCCAACAAAGCUUCAGUGUGCAGUGGGUUUACAACAUUCUGGAAAAGAAAGCUGAAGCUGACAGGAUUGUGUUUGAAGAUCCAGACCCUCAUGUCGGCUUUGUCCUCCUGCCAGAUUUUAAAUGGGACCAGAAGCAGCUGGAGGAUUUAUAUCUGAUUGCCAUUGUACAUCGGCGGGACCUGAAGAGUUUAAGAGAUCUUACUCCAGACAAUCUUCCUUUAUUAAGAAACAUCCUUGAAAAGGGGGUG
This is a messenger RNA of Trichomycterus rosablanca, 408 nucleotides long. RefSeq names its product m7GpppX diphosphatase-like. NCBI's taxonomy places the organism in Eukaryota, Metazoa, Chordata, Actinopteri, Siluriformes, Trichomycteridae. The record is from RefSeq and is a predicted model, not a curated record. The transcript is spliced from 4 exons. Gene Ontology annotation, molecular function: hydrolase activity; RNA 7-methylguanosine cap binding. Gene Ontology annotation, biological process: deadenylation-dependent decapping of nuclear-transcribed mRNA. Gene Ontology annotation, cellular component: nucleus; P-body. The annotation marks the transcript as partial.